Onthophagus taurus is the source of this 1210-nucleotide messenger RNA. The record is from RefSeq and is a predicted model, not a curated record. Lineage: Eukaryota; Metazoa; Arthropoda; Insecta; Coleoptera; Scarabaeidae.
GAUGGCAGUCGCGGUAGACUCAGGCCGGCAUCCAAGACCUUUUCCGGGUUGUUGCUCUCGGUCGGGUUAUUGUGUGUGAGUGUGUGUAUAUGUUUGUAACUACAGUGAAGUUCUAACCUACUCGCAAAAAAAAAGAAAAAAAAUGUCUUCAUUAAUCGGAUAUCUUGAUUUCGGGAUCCAAUAAAAACAAUUUGACCUCUAUUAAAUACGAUGUUUCUUAGUAUUAUUAGAUGUGAAGGCGCUGAAGAUGACGAUGUCCGCGUAACACCACCACCCCAAAAUAACACCUCAACUAGGAGUACUCGAUGAUGUUGGUGAAGAAAGAAAAUAAAAUGAAUUACUAGACUUUUUCUUGAAACGGUUAAAGAAGAACCGUUGUCGUCGUGUCUUCGGUAUGGAGGACAAGAGACGAAUUUCUGCCGGCGGAUCUAAGGUCUCCCAAAUCGCGAAUAUCUUUCAGCAAGGUUCGCGACCUUCUCCUACUUCAGUUGUAACGACCCUUACCACCGGAACCGGAAGAGAUCGAAACGAAGAAGUUAAAAGUUCGAAUAGAGGAAGAUCAAGUGUUAAUACUAAAUCUGAAAAUAUGGAAUCGUCACCUUCGGUAACUGUCAUGAGGACGGAGUCCCACGUGACUCGUUUUAACAACGCAAGGGCACUUUUUGAAAAAUUGGGGGAAGAAAAUCGUUCGACUAAAGGUUCAAUGGUACCUUUACAAGGUACGAAAAGUGCCUCAAACAUCUUAGAUUUACGGUCCCGCAGUAGUUCUGCAAAUAGUGAGACGAGAGAAACGAAAUCGCACGACGGAUCAAGAUCACCAACACCACCGUUACCGCCCCCAUCUUCAAAAAAAGGGGCCACCACCGCCUACGAAUUGGUAGAUAACCGUUACAAUAGCGGUAGCGUGCCGAUUCUUAACAGUACAACCACCGAGAAACAGCAACAGCUCGAUAAAUUAAACGGUUUCAAUAAUUCAUCGAUUGUGAUAGUGAAGAAAAAUAAUUGUUUAGACGGGAAAGUGAAUGGGAAAGAUGAUGUUGUAGUAGUGAAGGAAGUGAAAGAGGAAAGGGCUAAACCCGCUGUCAUGAAGAAACCGGAAAAACCCGAACGAAAAUUUAAUAGUAAGGAAUUAAUUGAGAAGCAAAGGAAUUGGACUUCGCAUUUUUCUAAAGCUAGAAGUAGCAGGUAAAAAAUUUCAAUUUCUUAAUAU